Colletotrichum lupini is the source of this 798-nucleotide messenger RNA. RefSeq lists its product as uncharacterized. Bases 1 to 798 code for a protein of 265 amino acids. The transcript has 5 exons. The record is from RefSeq and is a predicted model, not a curated record. Lineage: Eukaryota; Fungi; Ascomycota; Sordariomycetes; Glomerellales; Glomerellaceae.
AUGCCUACUACCAACAUCGAAUGGGUAGACAGGAUCUUAUCGACUGCAUACGCCAACAACGCCUCCUGCUUCAUCAUCGAAUCCGGAAUGACUACUCCUGCUUUAUCGGGCCAUAUGUCCUCGGUACCCGCGUUUAUUUGGUGGAACUUUGUCAACAAGGACAAAGGCUUUUCAGCGAUAUCACCCACCAUCACGGCAACCUGGUCACUCACUACCAAUGGUGUUCUAGAACGGCCCAAACAGCCUCUUGCCAACAGCAUUUGUACCGGAGUGAAAAGACCAUGUAAGAAGUUCAGCAAUGACUGUGGAGGUUCGUAUCCAGGGUUAGAUCCCGCCGACCUUCGAGUGGCCCAACCAGAAGCAUCACAAGUCUGGAGGCCUCUACGAAUCGGGGCAUACGAUAUGCGGAAACCAGUGGCUGCUGCAGAAAGUCUCGUGAAUUGCAGACCAGUCAGCAGCGUCGAGACGCAGCAGGCGCAUGUGUAUCUCAGAAGCGUUGGCUGGAUCCGCGUCAUUGAAUCAAUCCAUCCUUUGGGCGAGGUAUUCGACGAAGAGCUUCUUCUUUCGGGCCGACUCGAUAGUAACCAAAAAGCCACGUCUCUCGGAAACUUUUCUUGCGAGCGAAAGGAGAUAUCCCAGACUUCCUUCUUGGCUUUUUUGUUUCGUGGUCUGUUCGCACAACACGCCCAGCGGCGCCAAAUCUGCUUGCCGCGGGGAGCAAUUUCAAUCAGCCUCGGAGGUGCCGUAUUAGUGGCCUUCCAGAAAGAGAUUGGACCUUUGGGCUUCAUUGUGCGAUGA